AUAACAGUGAUGGUCUGCAUCUCUCCAUCUCUAGUCAAACUAGCAACUUGGGGGUGGAAAACUCAUCUUUCAAGCACUAGACUUUCUUGGUAGUCUACUCGUGUUUGAUAUUUCAGUCUUCACAUUCACCUCAGCCCCAUUGAUCCCGUCGCUGCUCGCUGAAGAUAACCCCAGAUCAACCCUCUUCGUUCUCCCUCCACCAUGGCUACCACUACUACCUCGACUUCAACAACCCCGGCUACCGUUUUCCCUCGCAGCCAUGUCGGUUUCGACAGUAUCACCUCCCAGAUUGAAAGGAAACUCCUCAAACGCGGUUUCCAGUUUAACGUGAUGUGUGUUGGCCAGACGGGACUUGGAAAAUCGACCCUAAUUAACACUAUUUUUGCUUCCCACUUGAUUGACUCGAAGGGUCGUCUGACUCCCAAUGAACCUGUGCGCUCGACCACGGAAAUUCAGACCGUCUCCCACAUCAUUGAGGAAAAUGGCGUACGUCUCAGGCUAAACAUUGUUGAUACUCCUGGAUACGGUGAUCAAGUAAACAACGAUAGAUGUUGGGACCCUAUUGUGAAAUACAUCAAGGACCAACAUUCCGCGUACCUCCGAAAGGAGCUUACCGCUCAGCGUGACCGUUAUAUUCAAGACACCCGUAUUCACUGCUGCUUGUUCUUCAUCCAACCCUCCGGCCAUGCCCUCAAGCCCAUUGACAUCGUCGUUUUAAAGAAGUUAUCUGAUGUCGUCAAUGUUGUUCCUGUAAUUGCCAAGGCCGAUUCGCUUACUCUCGAGGAACGUCAGGCGUUUAAGGAAAGAAUCAAGGAGGAGUUUACUUUUCACAACCUGAAGAUGUACCCGUAUGAUAACGACGAGCUCGAUGACGAGGAGCGCGCGGUCAAUGCCCAAAUCAAGGACAUUAUUCCAUUUGCCGUGGUCGGCAGUGAGAGAACUAUAGUUGUCAAUGGUCAACAGGUUCGCGGCCGACAGAACCGCUGGGGUGUUAUCAAUGUGGAGGAUGAGAAUCACUGUGAAUUUGUAUACCUGAGAAACUUCCUCACUCGCACCCAUCUGCAGGACCUUAUUGAGACAACAAGCCAGAUCCACUACGAGACCUUCCGUGCUAAGCAACUUCUUGCUCUGAAGGAGAGCAGUGCAGCGGGAGGUCACAGUGGUGGCAGCCGGCCCAUCAGUCCCUCGGCUGACAGGGAGCUCAGCCGCAACUCUCAACGGAUGACCAUGAAUGGCUAUUAACAGCGCAUAAGAGCGUUAAGCAUAGAUCUCAAUGCUCCAUGGAGCAAGCCGUCCAUGCCAGUUGUUUCCAUACAUAGGUGCACACGCAGACAGCUUAGGAGCAAUGUCGAGCGUCCCUUUACUUUUCUUCUUAUUUCAUACAUAACUCAUCGUUCAUACCAGCAUGUUCUUACAGAUAUCCUUUUAACUUCUGAUUUAUCCUUGGCUUACUUUGUUGCCUAUUUUGCUAUCUCCCAAGGUGCUUUUAUUCCGUUUUCUACGAU
Aspergillus nomiae NRRL 13137 is the source of this 1505-nucleotide messenger RNA. It is a transcript of the gene aspD, whose product is annotated as septin aspD. The record is from RefSeq and is a predicted model, not a curated record. Gene Ontology annotation, molecular function: GTP binding; molecular adaptor activity; GTPase activity. Gene Ontology annotation, biological process: cytoskeleton-dependent cytokinesis. Gene Ontology annotation, cellular component: septin complex; septin ring; cell division site. NCBI's taxonomy places the organism in Eukaryota, Fungi, Ascomycota, Eurotiomycetes, Eurotiales, Aspergillaceae. The coding region runs from base 202 to 1242 and encodes 346 amino acids. The transcript has 6 exons.